AUGUUUCGGCGCGGUUUAUCAGACGCAGAAAUUGCGGAUUUGAUCAAUCAUAGCGACACUCUGGAUAAUGUAGAGAGUGAUUCAGACGAUUCUGAAUGCAAUGGUGUGUUUGAAGAAGACGAGAUUGAUGACAGUUUGUCUUCAGAUGAAGACGAGAAUGAUGUUGAAGGUGUUGCUUCAAAUCCAGCAGCUGUGCCGUAUCCGAAAGACAGUGAGUGGACUGCAGUUGACACCUACCGACCUCUGCCUGUCAACACGACACCCAGGCAGAUACUAGUGGAUAUUGAUGAGUCGAGUUCUGUACUGGAUUGCAGUAAAGUGUUCCUUACUGACAGUGACGUAAAUGAACUCAAGAGACAGACAAAUUUGUAUGCAUCACAGACAAUACAGAAGAAAAGAAGAGGAAAUAAUCUGAAGCCCCAUUCAGUUUUGAGUUCGUGGAAGCCAGUGACUAUAAGUGAGAUGAGGCGUUUCUUGGGUAUUAUUUUCCACAUGUGUGUUUCGAAAAAGCCCAAAAUUGCGGACCAUUGGAGCACUAAUCCUGUUCUUAGUUGUAACUUUUGUCCCCAUGUCAUGAGCCGUUUGCGUUUCACUCAGAUACUGUCAUGCUUGCAUCUUGUUGACAAUUCAAAUCAGAAAAAACCAGGCGAAGAUGGAUUUCAUCCACUUUACAAAGUUUUGCCAUAUUAUAAUAAUUUGAAGGAGCGAUGUAUCCAGGCAUAUCGUCCCUCAGAAAAAGUGACAAUUGAUGAAGGAAUUUGCCCAUUUCGAGGUCGUGUGAGUUUCCGUGUUUACAUGCAAAAUAAGCCUCAUAAGUAUGGACUGAAAGUAUAUGCUGUUGCUGAAGCCAGUAGUGGCUAUGUUGUAAAUUUUGAAGUUUAUGCUGACGUGUGCUCAAGAGCGCGUAAAGAGAACGUGUGGGGGACGCGGGAGCGUCAUCCGCCGGCGGCGCCCUGCCGCUGGCUGCCGUCACACACUGCCCACGGAACACCGGCGCGAGAGGCGGCGCGCAUGCGCGGUUGCAGCUGUGGCCGAGUCGCGUGGCGCCGCGCCGCUCGGCAGUCCGACGCCGGCAGCCGACGCCGACGCCAGCAGCAGAGGGCGCGGUAG
This is a messenger RNA of Schistocerca cancellata (South American locust), 1110 nucleotides long. RefSeq names its product piggyBac transposable element-derived protein 4-like. The transcript is spliced from 3 exons. Lineage: Eukaryota; Metazoa; Arthropoda; Insecta; Orthoptera; Acrididae. The record is from RefSeq and is a predicted model, not a curated record. Bases 1 to 1110 code for a protein of 369 amino acids.